Molecule: messenger RNA, 698 nt
Organism: Lolium rigidum
Lineage: Eukaryota; Viridiplantae; Streptophyta; Magnoliopsida; Poales; Poaceae
Exons: 5
Coding region: 149-547 (132 amino acids)
Cellular component (GO): nucleus
Molecular function (GO): RNA binding
Source: RefSeq, a predicted model, not a curated record
GCCGCCGAAUCGCGAUAUCUAUUUUUCUUGCGUCCCAGUCCCCAGAUUCCGACUUUUUCUAGUUUUGGUGCCUUGCUCGUCUCGCGCGGCGGCGGCGGCGGAGGGUUUGCUCUUGGGAGUUAGGGUUUCGUGUCGGGGGAGGAGCGAGAUGGAGGAGGUCACCGAGGGGGUCAAGAACCUGGCCGUGACGGAGCCGCACAAGAAGAACCGGAUCCAGGUCUCCAACACCAAGAAGCCGCUCUUCUUCUAUGUCAACCUCGCCAAGAGGUACAUGCAGCUGCAUACCGAGGUGGAGCUCUCGGCCCUCGGCAUGGCCAUCGCCACUGUCGUCACUGUUGCCGAAAUCCUGAAAAACAAUGGCCUUGCUGUUGAAAAGAAGAUCAUGACAUCAACUGUUGAUGUCAAUGAUGAAUCAAGGGGCCGCCCCAUGCAAAAGGCCAAGAUUGAAAUAGUGCUGGGCAAGACGGAGAACUUUGAUGAGCUGAUGGCCGCUGCUGCUGCCGAGAGGGAAGUCGCAGCUGCUGAGGAGGGCGAGGAACAGAGCUAAAUAAACUAUCUUGGGUCGCUGUUGUAGCUUAAUUAGUACCUGCUUUUAGAUUAUGUGUUCAAUCUCUUGGCCUGCAAGAGAAGAUACUUGUGUAAUCAAAGAGCUCUGCUUAUUUGAUUCGUUUGAAUAGUAGUUUGUUGUCUUCAUGGUA